AUGGGCAUUCUCGAUGAUGAGAUUCUGGAUGUUGUUCCUCUCUCUGUUAUUCCCUGCGAGGCCAUUGAUUUGAACCAACCCAUUGAUGCUUUAGCUUCUGCAUGUUCUAACCAAGGUAACUCCUCUAGUAUUCCCUCUGGUUCAACUCCUGCCACUAAUUCUAAGGAAGAUAUAUACCACACUGAUCGUGUUAUAAGAAACCUGGUCACUAGAAUCCUUAAUGAAGGACACUCUAUGAAGCGAGUUUCUACUACCCUUUCUCAAAUGUACCCCUCUCUUGAGCUUGAACAACAUAGUGGUAAGGAUGACGAUUCCUCCAGUUCUGAGAAGGACUUGGUUGCUGAAGGGUUGUGCUCUCUAGGGAAAACCGUGUCUGAAAAAGGAAAAUCUGUGGCAUCUAAAACUGCCAAUGCUUCCCACUCUGAGAAGCAUGAUGUGAUUGAUCUAGAGGAUGGUAGCUCUGAUGAUCAACAGGAAAGCUUACUUCAUCACCUAAAGCCAUGUGUGGCUAAAUGCAUGAAGACUCGCAAAGGAAGAUCUGUGGCUGAACAUAUGUCAGCUAGAAAAGCUAAGAAGAAUACUGGUAUUGGUCCCUCCAAAUCUUGGAGCAAGAAAACCACUGCUAGGAAGUCUCCUGUUAAAGUUCCUGUUGUUCAUUUGGAUAACAUCUCUUUCCAUCUUGAGGAUGGAGCUGCCAAGUGGAAAUUUGUCAUUCAAAGAAGGGUGGCUGUGGAAAGGGAGUUGGGAAAAGAUGCUGCUGAUGUCAAGGAGGUCAUGGACCUGAUAAAGGCUGUUGGGUUGUUUAAGACUGUGGCUGGGUUCUCUCAAUGCUAUGAGGGUUUAGUUAAGGAAUUCAUUGUCAACAUUCCUGAGGAUAUUACUGAUAAGAACAUCAAGGAGUUCUGCAAGGUGUUUGUGAGGGAAAGAAAAAUUGAGGGUGCAGUUGAAUUAGAAGUUACAGACAAUGAGGUCUGUAGAGAAAUUAUAGUUAGGCAGGUGAAAGGAGCUGCAAAUUGGGUCCCUACCAACCAUAUUUCCACUAUUGCUAAUACCCUUGGGAGGUUUAUUUUUGUUGUUGGAACCAAACUGAAAUUUGACUAUGGUAGAUUUAUGUUUGAAGAAAUCAUCAAGCAUGCAUCUUCUAAUGCAAUUAAACUCCUAAUUGCCUUUCCCUCAAUGAUCUGUGGAAUUAUCUUGAAUCAACACCCUGGUAUUCUAUGCUCUAGUGACUUACCUAGUAGUAAAAAACCUGCUCUGUCUGUGCACUAUAAACUAUUUGAAGGCAGUCAUGUCGAGGAGAUUGUCAUGACAUCAACCAUGAAAAGGCCAACCUCAAAAGUUGGAACUAUUGUUGAGCUUAAGGAGACAUGCAAAGAGCUAGGUGAAGGGAUAAGGAUAGCCACAGCUAGAAAACAAUCGUUGGAAGCCUUGAUUGCAAUCUUGGAGCAGGCUGAAGGUGAAAAUAUUGAUCAUGCAAAUGUCAGCCAUGAAGAAGGAGCUGGAGCCCACACCUCUAGUGAGAGGUAUUCUAACCAUGAUGAUACAAGUGGAAAUUAUGCUGAGGAAGCUGCAAGCUCAAGCUCUACUGAGUAG
This is a messenger RNA of Lathyrus oleraceus (garden pea), 1593 nucleotides long. RefSeq lists its product as uncharacterized. Lineage: Eukaryota; Viridiplantae; Streptophyta; Magnoliopsida; Fabales; Fabaceae. The transcript is spliced from 4 exons. Bases 1 to 1593 code for a protein of 530 amino acids. The record is from RefSeq and is a predicted model, not a curated record.